This is a messenger RNA of Hyalella azteca, 1453 nucleotides long. RefSeq names its product glycine, alanine and asparagine-rich protein. Lineage: Eukaryota; Metazoa; Arthropoda; Malacostraca; Amphipoda; Hyalellidae. Bases 21 to 803 code for a protein of 260 amino acids. The record is from RefSeq and is a predicted model, not a curated record. The transcript has 3 exons.
AUGCUGUCGUGGCAGACACGAUGAUUGGAAGCGCCCUCAAGUUGUUCCUCUGCCUCGCGGCGCUCUCAGGCUCCUCCUUGGCCGGCAGAGAAAGAAGAGGCAUAUUUGGAGGCGGUUAUGGUGGAAGUGGAUUAGGCCACGGCCUGCACUCCGGAGGUGGCUACGGUGGAGGCUUGGCUUACAGCUCGGGAGGCCUCGGUUACGGAGGUGGCCAUGGACCAUCGGCCGCUCAAGUAGCACAACAAGCAGCAGUUACAGCGACAGCAGCAGCUGCUGGCUUGAAAGGAGCAGCACACAACGCUGCAUCCCAAGCCAAGCGCUACGCAGCGCAGAACGCAGCAGCAGCAGCCGCUGUGGCGCAGCACGCUGCAGCCGCAGGCCAUCAGCGCGCCGCCGAUCUCACCUACGCCACGCAGCAAGCGCAGGCCAACGCCUAUGCCCAGGCGAGUCAGGCUGCUAAUGCCCAAGCGGCGGCUCAGUACGCUUUAAAUAACAAACUCUGGGCUAAAAAUCAGCUCCAUUCACCAUAUGGUGGCGGAUAUCACGCUCACUCUCAGUUAGCCAACGCACAAGCCAACUUCUAUCACGCGUCUUCAGUCGCUGCCCAGCAAUCAGCUGAAGCCCAGUACGCUCAGAAGCAGGCGGCCCAGCUCUCCCAGCAGAGUUUACUGGCCCAGCACGAUCUUCAGAGCAGCAGCUCAGCAGCCGCUCAGGCCACAGCCGCUGCAACGAAGGCUGGGGCAAAGGCUUACGGCUCUGGCUUGGGUCUUGGAGGCUACGGAGGACAUGGUUACGGCUAUUAGGUGCAAGCACCAUAAAUUAAAAUUUCAGUAAGAAACUUGACAGGUUUUGUUGGAUCUGCAACGUCCAGAGUAUUGGAAAAAGACACAAAUUGAUUUAGAAUCUACACUUAUGUGGAUUUUUUUCGAGAUUUAGACGAACUUUGUCAUAUAACAACACAGUUGAAAGUUCCUAAUCGGAUGUUGCGAAUAUUUCAACACUUCAGUUGCUAUACAAUGAAGGCUUUUGAUUAUGGCCAGAAUAGCGCCUGAGGUAACAGCGUCAGUUGAAUGCAGACACGCCUCUCUCGCACACAACUCUACGCAAAGAUAUAUAUUAUUUUAACUUCAACUCAGGAAUCAAACGUAGCAAACAUAUCCAUUUAAUUAAAAUUAAAGUUAAUAGGAAUGUAGGUUAUCAAUAACUAUAUUGAAUUUCAUUCUCGGCGUGUCUAUUCCGAAGACUGUAAUUAUUUCAUCAGCAAUUACGGAAGACAAUUACGAGCUACGUAUUAUUUCGAUAAUAAUUAAGUAAUCAUAAAGGAAAAAUCAGUAGGGAAGAAUUGAUGCAGUGUGAUAUUUAUAUACCAAGCAUUCACUUACUUUGAGUAAUUUGUGUUCUUAUACUAUACUAAUAAAUUAGAAUAUUUAUGGAUAAUAAAAGCAUUCCAAAA